Molecule: messenger RNA, 1460 nt
Organism: Aspergillus aculeatinus CBS 121060
Lineage: Eukaryota; Fungi; Ascomycota; Eurotiomycetes; Eurotiales; Aspergillaceae
Product: monocarboxylate permease
Exons: 1
Coding region: 51-1307 (418 amino acids)
Biological process (GO): transmembrane transport
Cellular component (GO): fungal-type vacuole membrane
Molecular function (GO): transmembrane transporter activity
Source: RefSeq, a predicted model, not a curated record
CACCUUUGUUCAAGCAUCUGGAUUCCUAAUUUCCUGCGCCAGCAGCAACCAUGACCAAAACCAUCGAAGAUGAUAUCUCAACCUCUACCACAGAGUCCGUGGUGAAGCCGCCCCCGGAUGGCGGAGCCAUGGCAUGGACUCAAUCUGCCAUGGGCCACCUCGUCUGCUUCAACACCUGGGGUUACCUCGCCAGCUAUGGGGUCUUCCAGUCCUACUACCAAACCCACCUCGGGGUAUCCGAGUCUGCAAUCUCCUGGGUCGGGUCCAUCCAGAUGUUUCUCAUCUUCUUCGUGGGUACCUUUUCGGGACGAGCGCUGGACGCAGGCUAUUUUCGUCACGUCUUCUGCGCCGGCGCAUUCCUGCAGAUUCUGGGCGUCUUCAUGACCUCUCUCUCCACCCAAUACUGGCAGCUCUUUCUCGCACAGGGACUCUGCACAGGGUUAGGCAGUGGCCUCCAGUUCUGCCCCGCAAUGGGUCUAGUGGCCACCUAUUUCGACAAACGCCGCGUAUUUGCGGUGGCUUGCUGUCUGGUCGGCAGCGGGACGGGGGGCAUGGUCUUCCCCGGGCUGGUCAAGGGCCUACUCCCCGUCCUUGGUUUUGGCUGGACCCUGCGCGUUGUGGGGUUCGUCAUGCUUGCCACCACUAUCCCUGCCGUUGCGCUCUUUCGCACUCGUCUGCCCCCGCGCAAGUCGGGCCCCCUCGUGGAGCUGUCCGCCUUCCGCGACGAGCCAAUCUAUACGUUUUUCAUUCUGGCCAUCUGGCUCAACUUCUGGGGCAUGUACUUUGCAGUCUAUUAUGUGGGUGCCUUUGGCCGAAGCGUGAUCGGACUCACCUACUCCGACUCAACGAACUUGAUUAUUGUGCUCAACGCGGCCGCCAGUCUCGGACGCCUGGUCCCCGCGUACUUUGCUUCUUUCCACUUGGGCCCGCUGAACACCGUCAUUCCUCUCUCGGUGGCCUCGAGCGUGCUGAUGUUCUGCUGGGCGGCCGUGCACUCCACAGCGGGGCUCUACACGUUCGCCGUGCUUUACGGAUUCUGCGCCAAUGCGGUCCAGGGGCUCUGGCCACCCACACUCUCCAGCCUGAUUACGGACCUCAGCAAGGCUGGCACACGGAUCGGCAUGGGCUUCACGAUCAUGAGCUUUGCAUGUUUGACCGGACCUCCGUUGGGUGGCGCUCUCGUUGCCAAGGCCCAUGGUUACAUCGGAGCCCAGGUGUGGGCGGGAGUAGUUAUUUUACUGGGUGCGAUGGUGCUGUUGGGGGCGAGGAUCUCGAAGACCGGAUGGCGCGUCAAGGUCAAGAUCUGAGAUCAUUGCCUUGCUCUCGGAAAAAGGGGAGCAGGUAAGGUAGGAGGUAGAGUAGGCUCGGGAUAGGAUUUGCCGGUGGAAAAACGUGGGGUUGCGUCAAAGCACGUUGUGGAUAGUCGAAACGAUUGUUUUGGUGUCAAGUAUUAGACUGAA